Mercurialis annua (annual mercury) is the source of this 3122-nucleotide messenger RNA. Its product is annotated as plasma membrane ATPase 1. Bases 134 to 3034 code for a protein of 966 amino acids. The record is from RefSeq and is a predicted model, not a curated record. NCBI's taxonomy places the organism in Eukaryota, Viridiplantae, Streptophyta, Magnoliopsida, Malpighiales, Euphorbiaceae. Gene Ontology annotation, biological process: regulation of intracellular pH; proton export across plasma membrane. Gene Ontology annotation, molecular function: ATP binding; P-type proton-exporting transporter activity; ATP hydrolysis activity. The transcript has 20 exons. Gene Ontology annotation, cellular component: plasma membrane.
CAGCAAACUGUUAGAUUGUGGGUUUAAACCCUGCUAUAUAUUAAACAUAUGCAGUUCUUUCUUUUCAGUUUUCCUCUCGAUUGAACGUCUGAGAAUAUAUAUUUACAGGCUACAAAGCUGAAGAACAUCUAAAAUGGCUGAAAAAUCGGUUGCUCUUGAUGCUGUGAUUAAGGAAGCUGUUGAUUUGGAAAAUAUACCUAUAGAAGAAGUUUUUGAUCAUCUCAAAUGUACGAAAGGCGGUUUGAGCUCGGACGCAGUUAAAGCAAGAUUGGAUCUGUUUGGAUACAACAAGCUUGAAGAGAAAAAGGAGAGUAAAGUAUUGAAGUUUUUGGGGUUUAUGUGGAAUCCUCUGUCAUGGGUUAUGGAAGCUGCAGCCAUCAUGGCCAUUGCUCUUGCACAUGGAGGGGGAAAAGGUGCUGACUAUCAUGAUUUUGUUGGUAUUGUGGUGUUACUUGUGAUAAACUCCACCAUCAGUUUCAUAGAGGAAAACAAUGCUGGAAAUGCAGCUGCUGCACUUAUGGCUCGCUUGGCACCAAAAGCCAAGGUCCUGCGCGAUGGGAAGUGGAGUGAGGAAGAUGCUUCCGUGUUGGUUCCCGGAGACAUUGUCAGUAUCAAACUUGGCGAUAUUGUUCCUGCUGAUGCACGUCUUCUCGAAGGAGAUCCUUUGAAGAUUGAUCAGUCUUCUCUUACAGGAGAAUCGCUUCCUGUAACCAAAAAUCCUGGUGAUGGAGUUUACUCAGGUUCAACGUGCAAGCAGGGCGAAAUUGAAGCUGUUGUUAUUGCAACUGGAGUUCACACAUUUUUCGGAAAGGCAGCUCAUCUUGUCGAAAACACUACACAUGUUGGCCAUUUCCAGAAGGUUUUAACAGCAAUUGGAAACUUCUGCAUUUGCUCUAUUGCACUUGGGAUGGUAAUUGAAAUCAUUGUUAUAUAUGGGCUUCAAGAGAGGGGAUACCGUGUUGGCAUAGAUAAUCUACUCGUUUUACUGAUUGGUGGGAUCCCAAUUGCAAUGCCAACUGUUCUUUCUGUCACAAUGGCCAUUGGUUCCCACCGCUUGUCUCAGCAGGGUGCAAUUACAAAGAGAAUGACCGCCAUUGAAGAAAUGGCGGGAAUGGAUGUACUUUGCAGUGACAAAACAGGAACAUUGACGCUUAAUAAGCUUACAGUCGACAAAAACAUGAUCGAGGUUUUUGCCAAAGGUGUUGACAGCGAUAUGGUUGUGCUUAUGGCUGCAAGAGCCGCGAGGUUGGAGAAUCAGGAUGCCAUUGAUUGUGCCAUUGUUUCAAUGCUCGGAGACCCUAAGGAGGCACGCGCUGGAAUCAAAGAAAUUCACUUCCUUCCAUUUAAUCCGACUGACAAACGGACUGCACUUACAUACACAGAUGCUGCUGGUAAAAUGCAUAGAGUCAGCAAAGGUGCAAUAGAGCAGAUUGUCAAUCUGGCACACAAUAAAUCAGAAAUAGAGAAAAGGGUACACGCAAUAGUCGACAAGUUUGCAGAGCGUGGACUUAGAUCCCUUGCAGUUGCUCGCCAGGAAGUUCCUGCUGGCACCAAAGAAAGUCCAGGUGGCCCAUGGGAAUUCGUCGGGAUUCUUCCUCUAUUCGACCCUCCACGCCAUGACAGUGCUGAAACAAUCAGAAGAGCUUUGGAUCUUGGAGUUAGCGUCAAAAUGAUCACCGGUGACCAACUUGCAAUUGGCAAGGAAACUGGAAGGAGGCUCGGAAUGGGCACAAAUAUGUAUCCUUCAUCGGCUCUUCUCGGUGAAGGAAAGAACGAAGCAUCUGCAUCACUUCCGAUUGAUGAGCUCAUUGAGAAAGCUGAUGGUUUUGCCGGAGUAUUCCCCGAGCACAAGUAUGAGAUUGUUAGGAGACUACAAGGCAGAAAGCACAUAUGUGGAAUGACUGGUGAUGGUGUGAAUGAUGCACCUGCCUUGAAGAAAGCUGACAUAGGAAUUGCUGUAGCAGAUUCUACGGAUGCUGCAAGAAGUGCCUCUGACAUAGUUCUUACAGAACCUGGGCUGAGUGUUAUCAUUAGUGCUGUCUUAACAAGUCGUGCAAUCUUCCAGAGGAUGAAAAACUACACGAUAUAUGCAGUUUCUAUCACAAUCCGUAUUGUGCUCGGUUUUAUGUUGCUGACUUGCUUCUGGAAGUUCGACUUUCCUCCUUUCAUGGUUCUUGUCAUUGCUAUCCUUAAUGAUGGUACUAUCAUGACCAUAUCCAAAGACAGAGUCAAGCCUUCUCCACUUCCUGACAGUUGGAAGCUGAGUGAAAUUUUUGCAACUGGCGUUGUUCUUGGUAGUUACAUGGCUCUAACGACCGUCAUUUUCUUCUGGGCGGCAUAUGAGACCAACUUCUUUCCGAAACAUUUUGGUGUCAGGACUUUCAACCAGCACGAAUUUAACAUGUCGGAUAAACAGACAGCCGACAAGCUUCAACAACAAUUAGCCUCAGCAGUAUACCUUCAAGUCAGCACUAUUAGCCAGGCACUUAUAUUUGUUACGCGUUCCAGAGGCUGGUCGUUCACAGAACGUCCCGGCCUUCUGCUUGUCGGCGCCUUCAUAGUUGCCCAACUGGUUGCAUCAGUGAUCUCUGCAGAAGCAAACUGGAAAUUUGCUGGAAUCAAAAGCAUAGGUUGGGGAUGGACCGGUGUGAUAUGGCUGUUCAACAUUGUGACAUAUGUAUUUCUUGAUCCAAUCAAAUUCGCAGUGCGGUAUGGUCUCAGUGGAAAAGCUUGGGGUCUGGUGGUAGACCAAAGGACUGCUUUCACAAGCAAAAAGGAUUUCGGGAGGGAAGCUCGAGAAGCAGCAUGGGCAGCUGAGCAGAGAACACUUCAUGGGCUGCAAUCUGCUGAUACAAGAGGGUUUUCUGAAAAGAACAGUAAUUUUAAAGAAAUCAGUGUCAUGGCAGAAGAAGCUAAAAGGCGUGCAGAGAUUGCUAGGAUGAGGGAGCUUCGCACCCUGAAGGGAAAGGUGGAGUCUUUUGCCAAGUUAAGAGGGUUGGAUAUAGAUGCCAUGAACCAGCAUUACACACUCUAAUCUAUAUAUGUUUCUUCCAAAAUCCUAAUUUUUUUCUGUGCUUUCUAUCUACAAGUUCAUCAGAUUGAUACUGUAUUCAUUAGAAUUU